CCGCUUUGGCGCAAGAAGCCACGCUGUCUCGAGUUUGGUUCGGGUGCAGGUUUUCCUUUUGCAGUCGAGGAGACCAUGGACAUCGCGUCGUUCCCCAUGGUGAGGCAAGACGGCACACCUGCCUACGCAAGUGAUCUCAAGGGCAAGACAGUUGCUUUCUACUUCUCUGCGCACUGGUGCCCGCCUUGCCGUGGCUUCACGCCUGUGCUCCGCAAGUUCUACGAGACCCUGAAAGCCAGGGGCGAAAACAUCGAGAUCGUCUUCUUCUCCAGCGACAAGGACCCCGCGUCUUUUACCGAAUACUUCAAGAACGACCACGGCCCGUGGCUCGCCGUGGCCUUCGGCUCCCCCGAGAUCCAGCAGGUCGCGAAGCACUACCAGGUCCGCGGCAUACCGCACCUCGUGGUCGUGAACGCCAAGGGCGAGUGCGUGGUGACCGGGGACGAGGCCAGGGGCCACGUGGGCAACGCCAAGUCCGAGGCGGACGUGCUGGAGGCCUUCCGGCACUGGAAGAACGCCGCGGGGGACUGGCGCGAGAGCGCCGGGACGGCCCUCGGGGCGGCGCCCCAGCCCGCCAGCGCGCCGGCGCCGGCGCCCCCCGCCGACGGCCCAGGCGCAGCGCCUGCCUGA
This is a messenger RNA of Prorocentrum cordatum, 630 nucleotides long. The record is from the annotation of a GenBank genome assembly. Lineage: Eukaryota; Dinophyceae; Prorocentrales; Prorocentraceae.